AUGGCCGACAACCCCGAACAGAACCCCGCUCCCGCCACCGACCCUGCUGCUGAAGGCGGUGCCGAAGGCGAGGCUGGCCCCUCCAAGAAGGCCCUGAAGAAGGCCGAGGCAAAGGCAAAGAAGGAGGCAGAAAAGGCGAAGAAAGCAGCUGAGCUGGAGGCCAAGCGCGCUGCCGACGCUGCCAAGGAGGCCGCCGACGACAAGGCCAAGGACAACUACGGCGACCGUGAUGUGGUGAAGCUGGGCGGCGAGAAGGUGGCACUGAGGGCUUAUGGCGACGAGCACCUCGGCAAGACGGUCAAGCUGCGCGCGUGGAUCCAGCAGAGCCGCAUGCAGGGCGCCAAGAUGUGCUUCGUCGAGCUGCGUGAGGUCGAGGACUGGAGCAUCCAGGGCAUUGUCACUGCGUCGGCCGAGGGGACUCCAGUUUCCAAGCAGAUGGCCAAGUGGGUCGGCUCUGUCAGCCUCGAGAGCUACGUCGCCGUCGAGGCCACCGUCGCGAAGCCCCUCGAGCCCGUCAAGAGCUGCAAGGUCUCCAACUACGAGCUCCACAUCACCAAGAUCUACUGCAUUGCCCGCGGCCCCGAGGUGCUUGGCCUGACCCUCGCUGCGUCCAAUGCUGCCAUCAGCAGCUUCGAUGUCGACGGCAAGAUGCAGGAGCUGAACAUUGGCGACGCUGCGCCCGGCCUGUCCGCCACCCUGGACACACAUCUCAACAACAUCGUCAUGCACAAGCGUUCCCCAUUGCAGCAGGCCAUCCAGACCGUCCGCGAGAACGUGCGCGACCUGUUCGUCGAGUACCUCAAGCAGAACGGCUUCCACUCAUUCGAGCCACCAUGCCUGAUCGGUGCCGCCUCUGAAGGUGGUGCCAACGUCUUCGGCCUGCCGUACUUUGACAAGAAGGCCUUCUUGGCACAGUCACCACAGUUCUACAAGCAGCUUGAGAUUGCUGGCGGAAGGAAGAGGGUGUACUGCGUUGGCCCUGUCUUCCGUGCCGAGAACUCUAACACCCCAAGACACAUGACCGAGUUCACCGGCCUCGAUAUGGAAAUGGAGAUCGAAGAGGACUACCGUGAGGUCAUCUUCAUGCUCGAGGGUCUCUUCCUCUACAUCUUCCGCAACCUCGAGGAGCGCUGCAAGGAGCAGAUCGCGGUCGUGCGCUCCAUCUACCCGUCUGAGCCCUUCGCCCUGCCUGAAGACGGCAAAGAAGUCCGCCUCACCUUCGCCGAGGGCCAGCAGCUUCUGCGGGAGGAGGGUCCCGAGAUCUACCGCAACGUCACUGACGACGAGGACAUGUCCACAGCGCAGGAGAAGGCGCUCGGUGCCAUUAUCCGCAAGAAGUACGGCACCGACUUCUACGUGCUGGACAAGUUCCCCGAGUCGGCCCGGCCAUUCUACGCCAAGGAGGACCCGGAGAACAACAAGGUGACCAACGCAUACGACUUUUUCAUGCGCGGCCAGGAGAUCAUGUCGGGCGGCCAGCGUAUCAACACCCCCGCCGAGCUGGAGAAGCGCAUGCGCACCAAGGGCGUCGACCCUAACAGCCAGGGCCUCAAGGAGUACGUUGACUUCUUCAGGCAGGCAGGGUGCCCGCCCCACGGUGGUGGCGGCAUCGGGCUGGACCGCGUUGUGGCCUUCUUCCUGAACCUGCCCAACGUGCAGCUCGCCGCCUACUACCCACGUACGCCGAGCCGACUGACCCCGUAA
This is a messenger RNA of Diaporthe citri, 1704 nucleotides long. RefSeq lists its product as uncharacterized. The transcript has 2 exons. The coding region runs from base 1 to 1704 and encodes 567 amino acids. NCBI's taxonomy places the organism in Eukaryota, Fungi, Ascomycota, Sordariomycetes, Diaporthales, Diaporthaceae. The record is from RefSeq and is a predicted model, not a curated record. Gene Ontology annotation, molecular function: RNA binding; ATP binding; aspartate-tRNA ligase activity. Gene Ontology annotation, biological process: aspartyl-tRNA aminoacylation. Gene Ontology annotation, cellular component: aminoacyl-tRNA synthetase multienzyme complex; cytosol; cytoplasm.